CUUAACCGUUCAUCACAAGCGACGUAACCCAGACAAAGUGGCAAUGAGCGCCAUUCCCAGGCAACUCCUAUAUCCGCCCGAACGCGAUGCAGUGAAGCAGCCUGCCCGCUAGCUGCCAAGGCGCUAAUUUCACCUCCGUUUACACACGAGCGGUGUCACCCCGACACGCUCAACCUCACCUCACCCCCUCGCCGCGUCGUUCAAUGGCCGAUGCUACGCUGUCGUUACUGCCUGUUCAGAAGGCGGAUGAGGAGCGCAAGGCAGGAUGCGAGGUGGUGCGGCCUACGGUGGUGCUCCUUCGGGAAUAUGGAGACGAGAGAGCCGGUUGGAGCCCAGUAGACUUGCCUAAGGACUAUGCAAGCCUAGAAGCCUUCGGAUACGUUUUGUUCGAUAAACAGCGCGAGGGAUGGCUUCUCCAUUUCCACUUCGAAGGGUACGAUAUUGAUAGGUGCGAUCUCAAGGCGAAGCGGGAUUGCUGGGAUAGGGGCACAUACUUUAUCGAUACGCUCGUCAGUAUGGGCGCGCUUCGGCUGAUUGCUCACUUUGUCGAGAAGCGGCGCGGAUUGCUGAAGCGAGCCCCCCAAUCUCCGAUCUCGAGGGCUCAGAAACGCCGGAGAGAAAACGAAGAGGAGGCGAUGUCGGAUCUCGCUAUGCGUGACAUUCAAGCAGUGGCGACUGAAGAAGCACUCCCCGUUGCUGAGAUCGAUAUGCCGGUCAGUCAGUGGAAGCCGGCAGCUCCAGUCUAUCCGCACGGCUACCCGCCUCUUCCUCGCGAUGCAACGUACGUCAACUGGCUCACUGAUUUCGAUUCCUGGACAAAGAAUAACGCCGCACCUGGCGACCCCAUUACCGACACGGGCUUCGAAACAAGGAUUUCUGUGGCGUACCGCCGCGCGCUCGCGCACGCUCGCCUUAUCAAGGGUAAAUACGGCAUCGUUGCCGGCAAGCCUUGUAUCCACUGUGCGCAGGCCGGAUUGGUGUGUCGCGUCUAUCAUCCGGGUAUUGGGCUAUGGAAUAUGACAGCCGACCCGGAAAAUCAGUUUGGACGAAGGUGCGCGUAUUGCAGGCCCGGAAUUCAUAAGAGCAACGCCGCCUGUCUCGCGCAUUGGAAGGCUGAGGGAGGCGACUCGCACUUCGUUCGCCGAGCCUGGAGCACAUCUUGAGACGUUGCGCGGUUCGACGGAAGCUUCUCUCGAUGGGCCAUUUUUCGAUGGGUCGGCAAGAGGAUCGCAAUCGCGGAUAUGAGUACAGCUUCGCACACCCGGCGCGGUGAGUGAAGUAGCUGCGGGAAGCUAUUAUUGAGGAUGUUCCUUUCCAGGUCAAUGUACUUGAGGUGCAUGGAUAAGAGAAUCUGGAGCAUACCAGAGCUGGCAGAAGUUAAAUGAUCCU
This is a messenger RNA of Trematosphaeria pertusa, 1389 nucleotides long. RefSeq lists its product as uncharacterized. The record is from RefSeq and is a predicted model, not a curated record. The transcript is spliced from 3 exons. NCBI's taxonomy places the organism in Eukaryota, Fungi, Ascomycota, Dothideomycetes, Pleosporales, Trematosphaeriaceae. Bases 204 to 1163 code for a protein of 319 amino acids.